CUUCAAUUCUCUAUCGACCUGAUCAAGCUUUUUCACACCUUGGGCCUCUAUCAAGCGAGGCAACGACCAGGACGGCACCCGCCAUGGCCCGCUUCAACUUCAACUCCCUCCCGGGGUGGCUUCAAUCGGCCCCUCCGGCAGCCAUCAGGAUCAUCCUCGUCCUGAUCCUGAUCAACGCCGCGGUCUGGAUCGCCGCGGGGAUAAUUCUCCACUUCCACCCGGCGCUGAUCGCCCCGGCGGCGCUCUCGUACGCGCUGGGGCUGCGCCACGCCCUCGACGCGGACCACAUCUCGGCCAUCGACCUCAUGACGCGGCGGCUGAUCGCGUCGGGCCAGCGGCCCGUCACGGUCGGCACCUUCUUCUCGCUCGGGCACUCCACCAUCGUCGUGGUCACGUGCAUCGUGGUGGCCGCCACCAGCGGCGCGCUGCGCGACCGCUUCGACGACUUCACGCGCGUCGGCAACAUCGUCGGCACCAGCGUCAGCGCCGCGUUCCUGCUGCUGCUGAGCGCCGGCAACGGCUGGGUGCUCUACCGCCUCGUCUGUCGCCUGCGCGAGGUCCUGGCCGAGCGGCGCCGGCGGGGCGCCGUCCUGGGCCGCGAGGACGGCGCCGGCGCGGAUGUGGAUGACGCCGGGGCCGCGGCGGGGUUGGGCUUGGAUGGGGUGGGGUUCUUGUCGAGGGUCUUCCGGAGGCUGUUUGACGUGAUUGACCGGCCGUGGAAGAUGUUUCCGCUCGGCGUCAUGUUUGGCCUUGGCUUCGACACGAGCUCUGAAAUUGCCAUUCUCGGCAUCACGAGCUUGCAGGGUGCUGCUGGCACCAGUCUGUGGCUGAUUCUUAUUUUUCCCGUGCUCUUUACAGCUGGCAUGUGUCUGGUCGACACCUCGGACGGCGCCCUGAUGAUGGGCCUCUACUCCUCCAAAGCGUUUUCCCGGGAUCAGGUCGCGAUCCUGUACUACUCGAUCGUGCUGACGGGCAUCACCGUCUUUAUAUCCGCCUUCAUCGGCAUGAUUCAGCUCUUUUCUCUCAUCCAGAACGUGGCCGAUCCCCAGGGCGGCUUCUGGGACGGCGUGGGAGCCAUCAGCGACAACUUUGACAUCAUUGGAGCGAGCAUAUGCGGGCUCUUCCUCGUCAUCGGAAUCGGCUCGGUCGUCGUGUACAGGCCAUGGCGGAGACGAAUGGAGAGGCGGAUGGAGCCACCGCUUGUGGCGAACGGUGGCGAGGAAGGUUAUGCAAGUCCUGUCCGCUCGGAGCAGAAUGAAAGCGUAUGAUCAAGACUAGUGGGCUGUAGAUGACUAGAGACGGUAGUCUGCUGCAAUCUUGUAAGCCAGGCCAACUUGAUAAACUGCAUAAUCUCCCAGAGCAAAGCAUUUUUAUCUUGAG
Molecule: messenger RNA, 1380 nt
Organism: Pyricularia oryzae 70-15
Lineage: Eukaryota; Fungi; Ascomycota; Sordariomycetes; Magnaporthales; Pyriculariaceae
Product: high-affinity nickel-transporter nixA
Exons: 2
Coding region: 84-1268 (394 amino acids)
Biological process (GO): nickel cation transmembrane transport
Cellular component (GO): plasma membrane
Molecular function (GO): nickel cation transmembrane transporter activity
Source: RefSeq, a predicted model, not a curated record